This is a messenger RNA of Dothidotthia symphoricarpi CBS 119687, 1125 nucleotides long. Its product is annotated as ClpP/crotonase. The coding region runs from base 111 to 980 and encodes 289 amino acids. Lineage: Eukaryota; Fungi; Ascomycota; Dothideomycetes; Pleosporales; Dothidotthiaceae. Gene Ontology annotation, biological process: fatty acid beta-oxidation. Gene Ontology annotation, cellular component: mitochondrion. The record is from RefSeq and is a predicted model, not a curated record. The transcript is spliced from 2 exons. Gene Ontology annotation, molecular function: enoyl-CoA hydratase activity.
CUAACCACGGCCAGGGAGCCGUCAAGUUUAAACUUAAAGGCCGCUUCUACCGCAAACUGACAUAGCACAAGUUGGGAGUUCUAACACAAACUCGAUUAAUUACUCAAAAUAUGCAGGCAUUCAGAUCAACAGUGCGGGUAGCUUCUCAGUUUCGCUCAACGGGUCUGCCCAGAUUCGUGAGGGGAUACUCUUCGGCGCAGACAUAUGAGCAUUUGCUGGUCUCGACGCCGAAGCCUGGUGUUGGAUUUGUCCAGCUUAACCGACCCAAAGCCCUCAAUGCCCUCAGCACACCCCUCAUCCUCGAGCUCAACCAGGCUCUGCGCGAGUUCCAGGCCGACAAGUCCAUUGGCGCCAUUGUCCUCACCGGUUCUGAAAAAGCAUUUGCCGCGGGCGCAGACAUCAAGGAAAUGAAAGACCUGACAUUCAGCACUUCAUACGGAAACGACUUUAUAGAAGUCUGGUCCGACCUUGUCACAUUCCUCAAGAAACCCCUCAUCACAGCUGUAAACGGAUACGCGCUCGGUGGAGGAUGUGAGCUUGCCAUGAUGGGAGACAUUCUGUACGCCGGACCCAAAGCAAUGUUUGGACAGCCCGAGGUCAAGCUCGGCACUAUUCCCGGCGGCGGUGGAUCGCAGCGUCUUACCAAGGCGAUUGGGAAAUCGAGAGCUAUGGAGAUUAUCCUCACAGGCGACAACAUCACCGCAAAACAGGCUGGUGAAUGGGGACUCGUCGCAAAGGUGUUUGAGACACCCGAGGAGUGUGUCAAUGGUGCUCUUGCAACGGCAGAGAAGAUCGCGAGCUACAGUCAUAUUACUGUUAAGGCAUGCAAGGAGGUUGUAAAUAAGAGCCAGGAUCUGGGCCUCAGAGAAGGUGUCGAGUACGAGAGAAGAGUGUUCCAUGGUCUGUUCGGUAGUCAGGACCAGAAAAUUGGCAUGGCUGCUUUUGCGGCGAAGAAGAAGGCCGAGUGGACCAAUGAAUAAAACAGUCGUGUAGUAUUUAACCAUGGAUGCAACCUGCACUGCUGGCGUCGAGGUGGGUACAUCUGUAGGUGGAUCAAUGUUGUACGAGAUAAACGUAUUGAUCAAUGAACACUUUGAGAGAACUCUGCAAAUAAACUUCUAUAAG